Messenger RNA from Microthlaspi erraticum, 210 nucleotides. Lineage: Eukaryota; Viridiplantae; Streptophyta; Magnoliopsida; Brassicales; Brassicaceae. The record is from the annotation of a GenBank genome assembly.
AUGAGCGUGGCGAUUGUGGGUGAGUCGGGAACUUUGGACGGCAAGGUGCAAGAUGCACAUAUGGAGGAUGCUGGGGAGAAGGGGAGACCGCCGGGAGAGCCGCCUGAUAAAACGGGGUCGCUUUGCUUGGAGUUCCCGGAUGGAGAGGAUGGAGAACCAGUGAUAACGAUCGGCGACAAAUGGGCUGUGGAAGAAGUGCAUGAUUGUUAG